AUCAACGUCUUUCCAUGAUCUAACCGAAAAAAUUUGACUGCCGUAUUUUUAGGAUCUAAGCGAAAAUAUCCAACAUCAAUUACCUCAUUGUGCCUGUGAUGAAAGAAUGAUAUUUAGAUGAUACCUGGAGGACUUCUUGUGUAAUUACUCAAAACAAAAUUAAAUACAGUAUACCGAGUCAUCUAUCAAUGAAUUUAUCAUACGAUUAAAAAUAUCUGAAGCUUUCAAAUAAUUAAGCUUCAUAACCGUGUGCACGUCAGAAAAGAGUUAUGCUUUGGAGCGAGUGUUCGUUAAAACAUCCAGCAGCCAAUGCCGAUCUUAGCUUGGGUUCUUAGGUGCAUUAUGGGUAGUGGAAGUAGUGUGUCCUCACAUCCAUCCUCACCCGAGCUCAAGGUAACCGAAGUUAAUCGCAGGAAUUCUGUUUACACUGAGAAGUGGAAUGGUCAUGUGAUCACAAAUGAUGUUGCUCCCGUACUUAUCAGUCGUGAUUGCUGCGAAGAAUUUCAAAUUAACAUCGACAAACAAAAACCUGUUCUUGGAGCAAUCAGUGAAGGAAAUUCAGAACAUGCUUUGAUUCAGGGAAUGUACUUUUUAGUGUUGGACCAUUUCAAAGGCAUCGAUGAGAUUAACACAUUACCGAAGUAUGGCGUUGUUAAUUUCCGAACUGCCGGCCACGGUUUUCCCGUUUACGGAAUGGGGCAGCCAAGUGGGAAUGGGCUUCAUAAUGUUAUGAAUUUUCUACAGAGAGAAAAUAUUGAGGAUGUAAUAUUUUUGAAUUUACGAGAUGAGCCAGUGUUGUUUCUGAGUCACAAAGGUGACCUGAAACCAUACACUCCUCGUAAUAAGGACAGUGUGUUGCAGAACAUCUCGUCCAGAGGAAGGCCUACUGAGAUUGAAGCCAUUAUAGCCAAAGAAGUUGUUGAGAUUGCAACGACAGAUGAAGACAAUCAGUUUUAUUUUUAUGACGACGUAAUGAACUUGAUGGAAGAUCCCCACAAAUAUCAUGUACAGUUUUUGGAUGAUUUCCAGACAACUGAACAAGUUUUUGCCCAAUAUAUACUGCCUCGGCCAAACACGAAAUACUUAAGAUUCCCUUGUAGCAGUGGCAACACACCUUCAGAUGUCGCUGUUGACAGUUUCCUUAAUCUUAUUAAAGAAAUACCUGACUUCUUUGAUAAAGCCAACUCAAAAUUACCAGCAUUUGUAGUCAAUUGUCAUACAGGACAGGGAAGAACAACUGUUGCUAUGGUGAUGUGCUGUCUGCUACUAUCACAUAAGAAAGGUUGUCAACAACAAAUCAAGUGUGACAGUAUGGUAUCUGAUGAUCACCUGAAGGGGGAAGGAGGUACGUUCUUGACUGUACUCAGACUCAUAGAACUUCUACCAAAAGGCUUGCAGAUGAAAAAUGAAGUUGAUAUUUUGAUUGAUAUCUGUGGUGAAUUAAUCAACAUUCGUGAAGAAAUGUACGACAGUAAGGUGAAGAUGGCUAGUCUGCAGCAAGACUACAAUAUUAAUGGUGUCAGUGCAAGAUUAUAUUUCAAGUCGAGGACACUCAAGUAUUUGGAGCGAUACUGUUUCCUAAUUAUCUUCAACUCCUACUUACAUGACCAGUUUUCCCACAUGUUUCUUUAUUCGUUCCAAUCCUGGAUACGGCAACAACCGGAUUUAGUUCGACUGCUGUCUCAGCGUGAUUGUUGUCAAGAGAAUGAAUCACUGACCAUACUAACAAAAGGUGGUUGUGUCUUGGUCUCGGAUGAGUCAUUGGAUAAUGACGUGAUGGGUUCUACACCUGAUGUCGGUGUGUCCAACUUCCGGUGUAUUUCCGGUAUUCCAGUUUACGGUGUAGCACAGCCUACCUUCCAGGGUUUAGAAAAACUUGUGCCAUAUUUAACAGACAACAAAGCAAGCCAUCCUGUGGUUCACUUCUUUAACCUGAGGUCUGACCUUGUUGUCGAAUGUGACGGACAAACAUACACUCUCAAAUAUCACUCUGAUCCCAGUGCAAAUAUUUUCUACAAAAACAAUGAUGUUGAAGAUUUAGAACAAAAAGAGGCUAAACUUAAGAAUGAAAUAUUGCAAGAAAAAGGCCCAUUACAGGUACAUUACACUGAUACUAAAUGGCCUGCGGUUGCUAUGGAGUUUAAGAGUGCGUUCACCUUGAGAGAGUUGUAUAAAUCGCGGGGAUCUGACAAGUUAAUUUAUCAUCAUCUCCCGAUGAGCUGUCAUGAGACUGCACCGAAAGAGCAAAACUUUGACAGUAUAGUAAAUGUUUUGCGUGACUUGGAAGAGUUCUAUACUGAUGAGGAUGGUCCAGCGUUGCUUUUUAGCUGUCACAGUGGCAAAACCUGGACAACCGUUGGAAUGGUCAUCGCAGGCCUUGUCUGCUGGCAUAAGAGGGGAUUUCCUAUUGGUACAAAAGUGGGCCAACAAGAAAGAACCUGUGUCCAAAAUGCCGAGUACACUAAAGGAGAAUUUGCUGUUGUGAUGCAGUUAGUAAGGAGGCUGCCUAAAGGGUUACAAGUCAAACGGGAAGUUGACCUUAUGCUUGACAAGUGUUCAGAGACAAUGACCCCGAUGCACUACCACCUCAGAGAGGUCAUCUUUGCAACAUGUAACAAGGUGAAGUCAUGCAGCUCAGAACAUAAGAAAGACCUGCUUAUGUUAUCACUAGCAUACCUUGAGCGAUACAUCUACCUGAUACUAUUCAACUGUUAUCUGCACAUGGAGAGAGCUGCUGGGUGGAGGAAAACAUUUACAACGUGGAUGAAAGAGACUGGCUCUAAAGUUGGUGCCUACACAAUAUUGGACAAUUUGAAUUUUCAUGAUGUUGACGGACUGGAAGACACCGAUGUGUACUGUUGCCGAGAGCGAUGGAAAGAAGAAUGUCGUAUCAAAGAGUUUCCAAAGAAGCCACCUUGUAUCUCUUGAGCUUUGUAAGAUGUGGUCUUCUGUUUUAAUGCUGAGCCUUCGUCUUUAUGUUUAUAUUAAAAUGAAACAUCCAUAAAUCUUAAUGCUCUGAUUGACUGUGCCACAUUUGAUGUGUAUCAGUGACCAGCUGUAUAAUGCACCUGGUAAACAGUCUUUUGGUGACAGUAUGUGCAAUUAAUUGAUGGCGAGUUUUUUUUGCUAAAGUGCAUUUUCAGCCUAGUCUUCUUGUAUCCAGUGCACACAUUUUAGUUUUAUAUAGAGCAUCUCAAAACCACAACUUGGGUUUUAAGUGAAAGUUUAAUAAAAAAUAUAUAGUAUAUAUAUUAUUUAAUAUAAAUAUAUGGUAUAUUUUGAAAGAGCAGAAAGUGCUGUGUUUGAUUUAGAAUUGAAGAUUAAGCAAACUAAUGAAUGAUUUUAUCCACAACUAGUAUAACUUAGAAUCAAAAUUCAAAAUAUUUAUGAAAUUGAGCAUGAAAUGAAUUCUAGAGUCUUGUUUGCUCUCUAACAUUUUUAAUUUUAAGAACAAAGGGGACAGGUAGGUCAAGAAAAAAUUUAAUAUAAUGAGAAAGGAAUAGUGGUACUGUAUAUUGGAGCAUGAUAAAAUUGUUCCAUUUGGUUUGGUUUACUCAGUGCAGAUAUAGAGUACAACAAUGUUAAACUAGAACCUACAUUAGUCAGAAUUAGCAAUUCAAAAGGGUAUUAAAAAGGGGUUGAUGAAGUAUGUGUAAUAGAAAAGUGAAGGGAGAUCUAGUGGGGGAAAUCAGUUAAUAUUUCUGCCUUGUCACUAUUGAGUGUAAUACUUUGCUGUUGGAGCUACCUAUCAGGGUGAAAAUUGUUGUGGUGUUCAUUCUCCCCUCCAUAAUGUCUUGAUUUAUAUUCCCUGGUCAGAUGAUAUAAUUCCAUUGAAUUCUCUAAGGGAAGUACUGUAGUAUUCCUUUUCUGAUGUGUGCAGUUUAAGUCCAGUAAAGGUGACUAUGGGUCCAUCACAGUUUUGUAAGAUAUUUCUAUUUAUUUUUUUAUUGUUAUAUAGUGCUUUAUGUGAUGUUUGUGUCUGUAAACCAUGUUUAUGUGAUGAAGAUGUAUUAGCUUACAUCUUUCAGCCUUUACAAAGGGGCAUAUUUUCAUUGAUUGCUGGCAAUUCUUAAGUUAUAUUAGGAAUUUGGUUUUGGCCCUUCAAAUAAACUGUAAUUCCUCAGGUUUACGGCAA
Anneissia japonica is the source of this 4135-nucleotide messenger RNA. RefSeq names its product paladin-like. The transcript has 19 exons. NCBI's taxonomy places the organism in Eukaryota, Metazoa, Echinodermata, Crinoidea, Comatulida, Comatulidae. The record is from RefSeq and is a predicted model, not a curated record. The coding region runs from base 310 to 2928 and encodes 872 amino acids.